Molecule: messenger RNA, 4306 nt
Organism: Perognathus longimembris pacificus (Pacific pocket mouse)
Lineage: Eukaryota; Metazoa; Chordata; Mammalia; Rodentia; Heteromyidae
Gene: Chst9
Product: carbohydrate sulfotransferase 9
Exons: 6
Coding region: 2409-3740 (443 amino acids)
Biological process (GO): proteoglycan biosynthetic process; carbohydrate biosynthetic process
Cellular component (GO): membrane
Molecular function (GO): sulfotransferase activity
Source: RefSeq, a predicted model, not a curated record
AUAAAUAUAUGUAUAAUUUUAAGCACUAAAAUCGGGGAAAGAUGUAUUUUAAUGGCUCCAUUUUAAUGCCCUUGAAACACAAAAGGAGAAGCUGCCCUGUUCCAAUACUGGGAAUUACACACAUACACAGUGCAAAGAGGAAACUUAAUUCCCACCCAAAUAAACUGCUGAAUUCGAAUUUUGUUAUAUGGUGACAAAUAAAUAUGGCUGUGCUGGCACAUAGGACUUGAAGUGAUAAAAAAAAAUGUUGUUGUCUUCAUUAUAUUAAUGUAAUUUGUGCAUGGUUUACAUCCUAAAAUCAUACCAAUGUGUCUUCUCUUCUCCAAAAUAUGCAAUAUUUGCAGAGAGACUGAAGAGCUUUUAGGAUUUCUUGUAUACAUGAAUUCAGAAAUGUAUACCAUCUCAAAACAGCAAGGAUUUCAGAGUGAAGUCAGAUUUUCUAACAUCUGAUGUCUGUCUACUAACCCAUGACAUGAUGCUACUCUUCAAAAUGAAGAGUUCAUGGGAAAUGUCAUUUCAGUACUAAUUAUAAUAGACAUAGUGAAACUACUAAAUUAUAAGCUUUUAGGUCUUAGACUACUUCCCAUUUAGGAUUUAUUUUGUGUGGCUUUUAGAACGUAUAUUUCACUUAAAAAAAAUUGGGAGACAGAGUCGUGCUGUGUAGCCCAGGCAUCCCCUGAACUUGUGAUCUUCCUGCCUCAGUCUGGCACAGGGAUUAUAGCUGUGCACCACCAAACCAAACUAUUUUACUGUUAAGGAAAAGCCUUUUCAUGUGCACUAUUCAUCCUGGAGCUUGCUAUCAUUUUCAUAGUCUGUGUAUCUGUGCACUUAUGUAUAACCAUUGCUUUGACAAAAGUACUAGCUUUUCUGUGCAGAAAGCUAGGCAUCACCCCAUCAAGAGAAAGAGCAGCUUUUUUUUCUAGAAGGAGGCAUAAGCAUUGUACAGAACACACUUUGCUGUAAGAUCGUUUUGCUCUUCCAUACUGGAAGCUCUUUAGUCAAUUGAAUAGCCCAACAUCCAACCUCACGCUGACCCCUGACUUUAUUUGGUUUGCUUUUGCUACUACUUCUAAUACUAGUGUCAUGUUGCAAUGGGAAUUGAGCAAAGAUGAAAUUGAGGCUGUGGAUUGUGGGGAGAUAAGGAGAACUGGAGCAGCAGAAAGAUCUAUACAGGCAGUGAAGUUUUAUUGGAAUAUCUGCUUUUUCUUGUCCUGUUUUUUAUUUGGGUGUAGAAUAAAGACAGAGAUUAUAAAGUAAAGCCUUCCUUCCUUCUCAUUCAUAUUGCUAACUCAGCUCCAGAAGAACAAAACAACAUUCUUUUUCAGAAUGAACACAUAUGAAACAUCUACUCUUAGUUCCCACAGUGUCUCUGUUCUUAGAGAACUCCACUACCACUGAACUCUAGAAGAGUAAGAAAGUAGUUUAGAUAUGGGGAAAUAAUCCAGCUGGUAUGGUGAAGGAAAUUUGAGAGGAUUCUGUUACAUAUGUAGAGAAAUAAGAAAGUCAAAAAACAACCAACUCUGUCAAAUUUAAUCAAAUCAUUCAACAAUGUGGCAGUUCUAAAUCACCUAUCUCUCAAGCAACGAAGAUUUGUUCAUGUAGUAUCUCAGAACUUUGGGUUAAAUUUUUCUUUAAACUGUAAAUGCACUUCAAUGCACAACACUCCCCCAAACCUUUAAUUAAAAUUUGGAAAGUUCAUGCUGAGUUCCUCACUCAUAUGCAUGGCAUAUUCAAUGGCCUGUGUUACAGAAAGUUGUGACACCCAUCUCAUUGCAAAUAUACAGGCUUCUCACACCCCUAUCAAAUCUCACCAACUCAUUGCUUCUUGCCUCCUAAGUAUAUUACAGAUAUGUCUCCUCUGUCACUCAAGUCUGAGUGAUGGCACUCAGUUGUAUGUAUAACUUCAAGGACUCCAUAAGGGAUGCAGUGAUCAUUGCUCCUUGUUCAAGCCCACCUUCCAAUAAGGCACCAGAGGAGCCUUCACCAUGAACAUCUAAUAAGUACCACUUUCUGACCACAUAGAGCAUUUACACACCUGUCACAUAUACAAUGACAAUUACACACAUUGCUUUUGCUUUGUUCAGUGCAAGGAUUCAAACUAUGUACACGAUUACUCCAACCCUUCUGAGGUCAGGCUCUUCCAGUGACUUCUCUUUCCUAUUCUCUCUCCUUCUGCUCCAGCUGGCUGGGUGCUUUUAUGUGCACUAAUUUACCAGGUUCUCAUUUUGGAUUUUGUAGGUGAAAAUGUAUUUGGGAAGAAGGCAUACUUACAAAUAGUUGGGGAUAAAAUCUUGUGUCUUCUGCAGCUUGUUCUCAAAACAGAAAACCUUUUUCAAAAUGUUACUUUCUGGAAUAAACAAGACAGGAAAAGUAAGUUAUGUGGCCUUCAAAUUCAGACAUGAGGAGAAAUGCUGCCAUUUGAUGUGGUCAUGAACCCCAAACAAGUCUUCCUGUCUGUGCUGCUAUUUGGAGUGGCAGGCCUCCUCCUCUUCAUGUACCUGCAAGUCUGGAUCGAAGAGCAGCAUACAGGGAGAGUGGAUAAGAACAAAGAAAAAAAAUCAACAUCAACAUGGGGGCCAGACAAUUACUUUCAACCUGCACCUGGAAUCAUGACUACAGAAAAACUCCAGGAGCAUAUUGCCAACCAGAGCCCCAAGUUUCACGUGCCUGAAGAGCUGAAGAAAAGAAAGGACAAUCUAGUACACCCUGGAAGGCCUACAAGGGUGUUAACAAAGACCAACAGCCACUCACAAGGAGAACACCAAGCUUUGGCUAAGGUCUCAGGGUCAUUAACAAACAAUUUGAUUGAAAAUAAUCAAGGAGCAAAGACUUUUUUCAAAAAGUAUAGUGAGAUUAAUUGGCAAUUGGACACUCGGCCUUUAAACAAAAGUUUAGUCAGAGACAACACAUGGAAAAAAAUUGAGGUAACCCAAGAGAAACGCAGGUCCUUCCUCCAGGAGUUUUGCAAGAAAUAUAGUGGGGCAAGUCAUCCUCAAUCACACCUAUUUCAUAUGGUAUCCAGGAUCUAUGUAGAAGACAAACACAAAAUCUUAUACUGUGAGGUGCCAAAGGCGGGCUGUUCCAACUGGAAAAGAAUUCUGAUGGUGCUAAAUGGGUUGGCUUCAUCUGCAUACAACAUAUCCCAUGAUGCUGUCCACUAUGGGAAGCAUUUGAAAAAGCUAGAUGGCUUUGACUUAAAAGGGAUCUAUACUCGUUUGAAUACCUACACCAAAGCUGUCUUUGUUCGCGAUCCUAUGGAAAGAUUAGUGUCAGCAUUUAGGGACAAAUUUGAACAUCCCAAUAGUUAUUAUCAUCCAGUAUUUGGAAAGGCAAUUAUAAAGAAAUAUCGACCAAAUGCCUGUGAUGAAUCAUUAAAUAAUGGAUCUGGAGUCAAAUUCAAAGAGUUUGUCCACUAUCUGCUGGAUUCUCAUCGUCCGGUAGGAAUGGAUAUUCACUGGGAAAAAGUCAGCAAGCUCUGCUACCCAUGUUUGAUCAACUAUGACUUUGUAGGGAAAUUUGAAACAUUAGAAGAAGAUGCCAAUUACUUUUUGCAGCUGAUUGGUGCUCCUCAAGAGCUGAAAUUUCCAAACUUCAAGGAUAGGCACUCUUCCGAUGAAAGAACCAAUGCUCAUGUUGUGAGACAGUAUUUAAAGGAUCUCAGCAAAACUGAGAGACAGUUAAUCUAUGACUUUUAUUACUUGGACUACUUGAUGUUUAAUUACACAGCCCCAUUUUUGUAGUUGGCAUUCAUUUUCUAAAACCCUAUAUUUACUUAAUAAUGAUGGCCUCAAAUCAGCUACUCUAAUUUUCCUAUAAUUCUCUGUAUGAGGGAAAAAUUUAACUAAAUGCAGUUUGUCCUGAUUUAAUGAAGUUUUUUUUAACUGAAUAGUAUGACAGCAAUUGGCACAAAGUUAUAGGAAAAUUGUCUAACAGAGACAUGUAACAACUUGAGUUGCUUUAAAAUGUUUGGGAAAGAGCUGCUUUGGCAUUAUGGAUUAUAUUGUUGAAGCAAUAACCUAGCCAGCUGUUACAUUAACAAAUACAGCCUCUUGCAAUGAAUAAGGCAUCUAACAUAGCAUGAAUGUGUAUCAAUAUCCUGGAAUUCUUGUCUAACGUGCAUGAACGUAAUUUUUAGCAGUCUGUGCUGUAUUAAACAAACCAUUACAUCAUUUUCUCAUACUCUGGAAAUCUUUCUAUCAGCUGGAAUGAUAAAACCAUUUUGAAAUUAUAUUUGGACUUAGGCAUUUUACUUUACAUUGGGAGGCAUCAUAUGAUUCACAAGAUGAGAAUAUAACACAAAAACAGA